This is a messenger RNA of Contarinia nasturtii (swede midge), 2086 nucleotides long. RefSeq names its product serine/threonine-protein phosphatase 6 regulatory ankyrin repeat subunit B-like. Gene Ontology annotation, cellular component: cytoplasm. Gene Ontology annotation, molecular function: protein binding; serine-type endopeptidase activity. NCBI's taxonomy places the organism in Eukaryota, Metazoa, Arthropoda, Insecta, Diptera, Cecidomyiidae. The record is from RefSeq and is a predicted model, not a curated record. The transcript is spliced from 17 exons. Gene Ontology annotation, biological process: proteolysis. The coding region runs from base 40 to 1923 and encodes 627 amino acids.
UUAAAUUGUUUUCAAUCGAAACCUACAUCAUUUGUAACAAUGAAAGUGGAAUUUGUGAUUGUUUUAAUAUGUUUGUCUCUGAAAGUUUAUGCGCUGUCUGAUUUGGAUAGACAGCUAUUCAAUGCAAUUAGAGAAGAUAAAAUAGUUUUGGCCAAGAAGUUGAUUGAAAUAGAGGCUAAUGUUAGUGCAGAAGAUAAGGAUAAACAAACGCCGCUCCAUCUAGCUUCGGACAAAGGUUGGAUGGAUGUGGCCGAACUUCUUAUCAAUCGUGGAGCUAAUGUUAACUCAGAAGAUAAAAAUAAAGAGACGCCGCUUCAUGUAGCUGUAGGAAAUGGUAUGAAGGAUACGGUUGAACUUCUCAUCAAGUAUGGGGCUAAUAUUAAUGCAGAAGACAAAGAUAAACAAACGCCACUACACGAAGCUGUAAGAAAAGAUCGGAUCGAUUUGGUAAAACUUUUUAUCAAUCAUGGGGCUAAUAUUAAUGCAGAAGAUAACGAUAAACGGACGCCGCUACAUGAAGCUGCACAAAAUUAUGGGAUUAAAAUGACCACAUUUCUUAUCAGUCAUGGGGCUAAUAUAAGUGCGGAAGAUAAAGAUAAAAAAACGCCGCUCCAUGAAUGUGCUGCUUCAAUAUUUGGUCGGAAGAAUUCGACUGAACUUCUCAUCAAUCGUGGUGCUAAUAUGAAUGCAGAAGAUAAAGAUAAACAAACGCCGCUACAUGUAGCUGCAAAAUGGGAUCGAAAGAAAAUGGCUGAACUUCUAAUUAAUUGGACAGAAAAUGAAGAUAAACUCAAUAAUGAGACUAAUAUUAAUGCAGAACAAUUGGCGCUUUUUGUAGCUGUAGAAAAUGCUCACAAGGAAAUGGUAAAACUUCUCAUCAGUCGUGGGGCUAAUAUUAAUGCAGAAGAUAAAGAUAAACAAACGCCACUACAUGUAGCUGCAAGAAUGGGUAAUAAGAAGGUGGCUGAACUUCUCAUCAGUCAUGGGGCUAAUAUUAAUGCAGAAGAUAAAGAUAAAGAGACGCCUAUAUCAAAAGCUACAAAAAACGGUCAGAAGGAAAUGGCUGAACUUCUCAUCAAUCAUGGGGCUAAUAUUAUUAAUGCAAUUGAUAAAGAUGAACAAACGCCGCUCCAUGUAGAUGCACAAAGUGGUUGGAAGAGUGUUGUUGAAUUUCUCAUCAAUCUAGUGGUUAAUAUUAAUACGGAGCAUCAAGAUAAGAGAACGCCGCAUGUAGCUGCGAAAUAUGUUUGUGGAAAACGUAUGUAUCCACAGCCAAGGAUUGUCGGUGGUUCGGAAGCACCAUUUGGAAAGUGGCCAUGGCAAAUAUCAUUGUGUCAUUGGAAAUAUGCAAAUAUCUAUGAACAUAAAUGCGGUGCAACAUUACUCAACGAGAAUUGGGCCAUUACCGCUGCUCAUUGUGUUAAUAAUGUACCACCGUCCAAUUUGUUAUUGCGAUUGGGUGAAAACGAUUUGGAUGUGGAAGAUGAACCAUAUUUGUAUCAAGAGCGUCGUAUUCGAAUUGUUGUAUCCCAUCCACAAUUUGAUCGGCGCACAUACGAAUACGAUUUGGCAUUAUUACGUUUCUAUGAACCGGUCGUUUUUCAACCUAACAUCAUUCCAGUUUGUCUACCCGAUUCCGAUGAAAACUUCAUUGGACGAACGGCAUUUGUAACGGGUUGGGGAAAAUUAAAAGAUGAUGGACCUUUGCCGAGCGUUUUACAAGAAGUCUCUGUACCUGUCAUCAAUAACACAUUAUGCGAAGAAAUGUAUCGAAUUGCUGGCCACAAUGAGUAUAUUCCACACAUAUUCAUUUGUGCCGGUUUUCAAAAAGGUGGCCAUGAUGCCUGUGAUGGGGACUCUGGAGGUCCGCUUGUAAUUCAACGGAACGACAAACGUUUUCUGUUGGCUGGAGUCAUUAGUUGAGGACACAUUUGUGCUGCACCCAAUCAACCCGGCGCUUAUACAAGAAUAUCCGAGUUCCGUGAAUGGAUUAAUCAAUUGACUCAGGAGGACACCUAACCUCAAUAUGUUCCUGCUGCUGCUGCUGCACAGCAGAACAAUAAAACCACGCAAUCGCAUUCGUAAA